Molecule: messenger RNA, 1546 nt
Organism: Acipenser ruthenus (sterlet)
Lineage: Eukaryota; Metazoa; Chordata; Actinopteri; Acipenseriformes; Acipenseridae
Product: Y-box-binding protein 1-like
Exons: 8
Coding region: 184-1158 (324 amino acids)
Biological process (GO): regulation of gene expression
Cellular component (GO): nucleus
Molecular function (GO): nucleic acid binding
Source: RefSeq, a predicted model, not a curated record
AAUAUUGUCCGGUGUCAGCUCGCAUUCCGUCCAGUUCGAUCGGCAAAGGGAGCGGAGAAAGGAACGUCGAGAGCCCGAAGGCAGCAGCCCCACCACCGCCGGCCCAGGUUACCAUCCAGCACCGGGAAAACACACUAGACAGCCACCGCCGGCAAAAGUUUAGGAUACCAUCCAGAAACCACCAUGAGCAGCGAGGCCGAGACGCAGCAGCAGCAGGCGCCGCCGCCGCCGCCGCCACAGCAGGCCGCCGAAGCGGAGAGCCCAUCCAGCCCGGCAGCGGUGGCUCCCGCUGGGGAUAAGAAGGUCAUCGCAACAAAGGUCCUGGGAACAGUGAAGUGGUUUAACGUAAGAAACGGCUACGGUUUCAUCAACAGGGACGACACAAAAGAUGAUGUCUUUGUACACCAGACUGCCAUUAAGAAAAACAACCCAAGGAAAUAUCUGCGCAGUGUUGGAGACGGGGAGACGGUAGAGUUUGAUGUGGUAGAAGGAGAGAAGGGUGCAGAAGCAGCCAACGUUACUGGUCCAGGGGGAGUUCCAGUUCAGGGAAGCAAAUACGCAGCAGACCGCAAUCGUUACAGGCGCUACCCCCGUCGCAGGGGCCCCCCACCCGAUUACCCACAGAACUACCAGAGUGAUGGUGAGGGCGAGGGAAGUGAGAAGAGAGAGGGGCAGGGCCAGGAGAGUGUGCCUGAGGGGGAAAUCCAGCCCCAGCAGCGCCGUCCUCCCUUCCCCAAGAGACGCUACCCACCCUACUACGUCCAGAGGCGCUAUGGACGCCGUCCACCGUACACCAACACCUCACCGCGUGGGGAAAGCACAGAGGGAGGUGAAGGAGAAGAGAACCAAGGUGCUGUUGACCAGGGUGCUAAACCAAUGAGGCAGAACUACUACAGAGGCUACCGACCAAGGUUCAGAGCAAGGGGCCCCCCUCGUCCCAGACCACCCCGGGAUGAUGCCAAUGAGGAGGACAAGGAGAACCAAGGCGACGGCUCCCAGGACCAGCAGCCACGCCAGCGCAGGUAUCGCCGCAACUACAACUACCGCCGCAGACGCCCUCAGAGCGAUAAACCUGAAGAUGGCAAAGAGAACAAAGCAGCCGAACCAGCAGCUGAGAAAACAUCCGCUCCCCCGGCCGAGCAGGGAGGCGCUGAGUAAAUACCGGCUUACCACCGACACCAUCGUCCGGUUUAGUCAACAUGAAGAAACAUCAAAGGAAAUGAAGACCAGAGCAAUAAGAAACAGAUUUGACUUGACGAUCUUGAAAGCUUGCUACAUGCAGUUGACCAGAUACCAGUGAUUGGCUGCAGAAUCUAUGCAGCCUAAUUUUUUCAUUACUUUUAUCUGACAACUAAAAACAUAACUUCUUUUGGUAAAAGUUAAAGUUUUUUGUAAAUCGGUCUUAAGUUUUUACACCAAUAGUUUUUAAAGUAAUUUGAUAUCUGGUCAAUUUGACAUUUUUAAAUUAAAGAAUUAAAUCUGAAUUUAUUUGUACAACCUGAAUUUAAAAACAAAGGCAAGCGCAAAUAAAAGUCAAAGUUUCUGA